GGAAGUGGUAAUAAAAAUUCACAUUGUUUUUUUAAAGUACAACGGAAGUUGAAAAUGGACAAGAAGAAACCACGUACAAAAAGAUACAAGAAAGGAGUGGGCCUUGGAUCAUGGGCCUUGGGCCGCGGGCGGCGGCUAAAGAUGGACCAUAGAAAUCUGUUACAUCGUAGUGUUCUUUUACUGACUGGUCCAGAAUGAUGGCACAUAUAAAGAAAAAGACAGAAGAAAAAGAAGAAGCUUUGGAAGUAAUUGAAGAGAAAACUGGACAGCUAUGGCUCUAUAAUUCACAGAGUCAAGUUUUGGUGGUUUUGUGUGCGAACAGAGAGUGAAAAAAGGAAUUUCAUCUUUUUCACACACACACGCACAAAAUAAAAAAAUUCAAAAAAGAAAAGAGAAAAAGGGUUGCUUAGCCUAAGACCAAUAAGGAAAAGGGUACAAAGAGAUAGAGAAAUGAGAGCACCAAAAUGGAGACCAGCACCACCACCAGGGUUGGUUAUGGGACCGGCCAUGAGUCCUGCAGACAAUAAACAAGAUCAAGAGGAGCAUGUUUUCAUGAUGAAGGACAAGAAGUACGAGUUGCAUGGUGUAAUCUUGAUGUUGGUUCUGGUUUCAAUCUUCUCGGUUUUCAUUUUCUUCAUAGCCGUGCGUCCUUGUAUCAAGAUGGCUUCAAAUUCAUCAAGUAGCAGCAGCACUCAAUCAGAAGAUGGAUAUUGCUCCUACUGGAUUAAACUAUGGAGGAGGAUAAAAAGGAGUAGUAGAAAUGAAGAUGGUGAUGGUGCACCAGAAGUAGUAUCCCAGUCCCACCACCACCACCAGCAGCAGGAGGGCAAUAACAUUGAUGAAGAUGAAAUCAGUAAAAAUGUUACCCACACAAUAUAAAUAACAGUUGAAAUAGUGAAUUAGUUUCCCAGGUAGCUAUUAUAAGUUUUCUUAAUGUAAUUUCAUAGUAUGUUGAGGGGUGGUGAGUAAUUUAAUGGGUUUGGAGUGUCAGACUGAUAUUAUUCUUUUGACUUUGAAUGAUUAACCUCG
This is a messenger RNA of Ziziphus jujuba (common jujube), 1029 nucleotides long. RefSeq lists its product as uncharacterized. Lineage: Eukaryota; Viridiplantae; Streptophyta; Magnoliopsida; Rosales; Rhamnaceae. The coding region runs from base 451 to 879 and encodes 142 amino acids. The transcript has a single exon. The record is from RefSeq and is a predicted model, not a curated record.